AUGAGCUCGUUUGACUUGGAGAAGAAAAACGAGACUGAGCAUUUUGAGGGCGACUCCGACUCGGGAGUUCGCAUUAUCCAAAUUGAUGCUGGUAAAUACCUGGAAGUGAACGAUGCCAAGAUCGCCGAGGGCAUCGAUACAUUGGAACAAGAAUUACAAGUUUCAGGCAAAAAGCCAUUUCUGUCAAGUAGAUGGCUCAAAAGACCAGAGCGGUUUAUUUGGUAUCUGGCCAGUCUAGCCUCUGUCGGGGGGCUGUUAUUCGGUGUCGACCAGUCGUUAAUCAGUGGAGCUGCAUUGUAUUUGCCAAAAGACCUCAACUUAUCAGAUUCACAAGAGUCUAUGGUGGUUGGUUUUACGCCAUUGGGCGCCAUGGGAGGUGCUCUAGCUUUGAUGCCCUUGAACGACAUCUUUGGAAGAAAAGGAACGAUUAUCAUAUCCUCGAUUGUUUUCACAGUUGGUGCGAUUUUGGAAGCUGCAGCAAAGAAUUUUGCCGUCAUGUUGGUUGGAAGAAUCGUUUUAGGACUUGCACUUGGUCUUCUUUCUGGAACGGUUCCUGCAUAUAUUUCUGAGAACUGUGCUCGCAGAUGGCGUGGAGGCCUGGUGUCGCUGUACCAGGUGAUGGUUGCUUUCGGCGUUAUGAUGGGAUAUGUGAUUGCAGCGAUCUUCAACUCGGUGAAGGGGAAUUGGAGAUAUGUUUUGGGAAGUUCUGUGGUGUUCUCAACUAUUUUGUUCUUUGGAAUGCUGACCUUGCCUGAGUCCACAAGGUGGCUCAUGAAACGAGGCCGGAAGCUGGACGCAUAUCAGGUGUGGAAGUACGCUCGCGGAUUGGAUUCUGUGGAUGAGAGACAAGAGUUCUACAUUAUGGAGCACGUUCUGUUGUAUGAAAAGGAAAUGGCGCAAGACAGAUGGCUCAUCUUGGAUCUAUUUGGCACAAAAAGAUGUUUACGGGCAAUAUCGGUUGCAGUAACCUGCAGUUUGAUCUGUCAGCAGAUGUCCGGUGUCAACUCCAUCGAGUACUAUCAAGCUACUUUGGUGCAGGCCGCAGGGCUAUCGCCGCAGAAUGCCGUCUACACAAGUUUGGUCGGUGGAGGUGUCAUGUUUCUCUCCACAAUUCCCGCUAUUUACCUUAUGGACCGCCUUGGAAGACGUACUUUGACGUUGACCCUUAUCCCAGGUAUUGCAAUAGGACUAGUUAUUACGGGCUGUUCCUUUUUGGCUACAAAUCUUGGUGUCAAACUAGGAAUCUAUUUCUGGGGUAUCAUCACUUACACAAUUUUCUGGUCCCCGGGACUUGGUCCUGUUCCUUAUCUUCUUGCUGCAGAAGUCUAUCCAACAUACCUGAGAAGUUACGGAAUGAGUCUUGCCUCGUUUUGUAACUGGACAGGAACCUUCGUGACGACCUAUCCUUUCCAAUAUAUGGCCAAUUCUAUGACUUCUACAGGCGUCUUUGCAGGACUGUACUGUGGAUUCCUUCUUUUGGGAGCAUUCUACUUAACUUUGUUUAUGCCAGAAACCAAAGGUUUGACAUUGGAGGAAAUAAACGAAAUUUUCCAACGGCCUCUGACACAUACCAUGCACACCAACGUGCGCAAUCUGAAAAAGACUUGGAAUGCCCUAAUUCACUUGAGAUUCAAAGAGGUGUGGAAGCUCGACUCGCAUUAG
Messenger RNA from Ogataea parapolymorpha DL-1, 1662 nucleotides. Its product is annotated as MFS sugar transporter. Bases 1 to 1662 code for a protein of 553 amino acids. Gene Ontology annotation, biological process: transmembrane transport. Gene Ontology annotation, molecular function: myo-inositol:proton symporter activity. The record is from RefSeq and is a predicted model, not a curated record. Gene Ontology annotation, cellular component: membrane. The transcript has a single exon. Lineage: Eukaryota; Fungi; Ascomycota; Pichiomycetes; Pichiales; Pichiaceae.